AUGUCUUCUUCCACAGGGCCAAAAGAGGUAGUUUCCGAGCUCCUCCCACUCGUAAGAUUCUACUCCGACGGUACCGUCGAACGUCUUGUCGGCUCCGACAUAGUCGAGCCGACAACCGAAGAUACCGUCACCGGAGUCUCCUCGAAAGACGUCUCCGUUUCUCCAAACAUCUCCGCCCGACUCUACCUCCCCAAGUUGACGUCACAAGCCGGAAAAAAACUUCCGAUCUUAAUCUACUUCCACGGCGGUGGUUUCUGCGUCGAAUCCGCCUUUUCCUUUCUCCAUCAACGAUACCUUAAUCGCCUUGUCGACCAAGCCGGAGUUCUAGCCGUGUCUGUCGAAUUCCGACAAGCUCCCGAACACCCUCUUCCGAUUGCGUACGAUGAUUCUUGGACCGCUCUCCGGUGGGUUUCGUCUCAUCUUGUCGAUGAUGAUGACGAUGUCAGUGUUCAUAGAGAACAGUGGUUGUCUGACCACGGCGAUUUCAACCGUCUCUAUAUCGGCGGCGAUGCCACCGGAGCUAAUAUUGCCCAUAACAUGGUCGUGCGUGCCGGAUCGGAAUCUCUUCUUGGAGAUGUGAAGAUACUCGGUGCCUUCCUUUCUCUACCUGUCUUUUGGGGGUCAACUCCUGUCAGGUCGGAACCGGAGACAGGGCACCUGGAGCGUAUGAUAUGUCGAGUUUGGGAGUUUGUGUAUCCAUCGGCGGCGAAGGGAAUCGAUAAUCCGAUGAUAAAUCCAUUCGGGUCGGAUUUAAGCGGGUUAGGGUGCUCAAGGUUGUUGGUAUGCGUGGGGGAGAAAGAUAGUUUUAAGGAAAGGGGAAUUCAUUAUUGUGAUGUAGUGAGAGAAAGCGGUUGGGAAGGAGAAAUUGAGCUUUAUGAAGCCGAAGGAGGCGGCCAUGGUUUUCAUAUUAGUUAUCCUGAAACUGAGAUUGCGAAGAAGAUGAUCCAGAAAUUGGCUUCUUUUCUUUCUUAAUAAACUUAUUUU
Messenger RNA from Impatiens glandulifera, 984 nucleotides. RefSeq names its product 2-hydroxyisoflavanone dehydratase-like. The transcript has 2 exons. Gene Ontology annotation, molecular function: hydrolase activity. Bases 1 to 972 code for a protein of 323 amino acids. The record is from RefSeq and is a predicted model, not a curated record. Lineage: Eukaryota; Viridiplantae; Streptophyta; Magnoliopsida; Ericales; Balsaminaceae.